GUAAGCUAUGCUACAGAGCCUUUUGCCACGCCUACUGGGGCUGUAAAAAGAUUGAUUGUAAUGGGUGCAUUGGGAAAUUUAAAGAUAUCAACUUCGGGAAGAAGUGUCUACCAAAUCUCAUCCUUGAUAACCACCAUGAAUCUGACAUUUUUAAAAAUUAUUUGGAAAAGAGUAACCUAAGUGUGAAGUAUGUACUGGACCAGUGUCUUGCUAAAGUUGAUACCGGAGAAUUUACCUUCAGAGAUCCUACAGCAGUACCAAUAAAUGGUGACACCCCCCUCUGUUACCCAUGUGCACUAAGGAAAUUUAAAGACUUGGCUUACCUCUUCCGGUUCAGUAUUCCAAAGGCCAAUUUACCUGGUGAAGUGACAGCUAGACCAGAUUGUCAUUGGGGGAAAAACUGUCGAACACAGCGCCACAACAUCAACCACGCACAGAGGUUUAAUCACGUCUGUGACCAAACGAGACUGACAUAAUGUUUAGGAUGAAGUUACAAUGUGUUGAACCAUGGUGACUAGAACAUUUUUAGAAAGCUCCAACGUUUGGAUUUGGUGUUUGAUAUGAAAGUACAUGUACACGAGAGAAAGGGGUGGAGUUAUGUCUAAGGUUUAACAAGUUAUUAAUGAGUGAGGUCAGAGGCAUGUCUUCAUUACGAUUGGGUUCAUGUAGUUAUUGAAUGAGUGUCAGAUGCUGUUUUAAGUAUCUUAAUUAUUGAGAUGGAUGCUGAGGUUUGUCUUAAUAUGGUUGCUUUUACCUGUAAUUUGUGAGAGACAAGCAAAGGUCUGUCUAUGGAUGAUUGGUUUACCAUGUCAGUAUGAACCAGAGAGCAGAGGAGAGAGGCUGAUACCUGCUUAAGCAUGAACUGGGUUUGCAUAUUAUCAAUGAGAAACUGAGAUUUGUCAAGAUCUGAUGAUUUAACAUGUAUUGGACUGGUUUGAAGGUGUGAACAUGAUAAAAAUGAACUGUCAUGUAGACUAUGUCCUUACAUUUAGCAUUUAAACGCAGACUUGAGGUAGAAUUUGUUGUUGAUGAUAUGAAAAAAAUACUUUAUAUUUGGUUAAAAUAUGAUUGUGAUGUCAAAAGAAAUAAAACUGUAAAAAACAAAUAGGAAGUAAUGUGUCACUUUUAAUAGUGUUAUAUUAUGUGUGAAUGUUGUCAUCUUUCAUUGAAUCAGUUUUUAAUUUGAAUUCAUAUUUUAAUAUCAUCUUACAUUGUACCUGACUAAAAUUGACAAUAUAAAAUAUCAAAGCAGCGUCAAGUCGUUCAAAGUCUGUAAUGCGCAUGCGUUGUUUGUACCAUCAACAAGAAGUGUGUUGGUAAACCAAACAUUUUGUCGGUUGUGUAUUGUUGUAUAUAACUAAUAUAAUUGUUAUCAAGUUGACUCCUUUGGACAUUAUUAUGUUGAUCAGAGAAGUUGGAUUCCGUCUUUGCGUAUUGCAGAGUUAUCUUCUCUUGGGAACAGGUAUUGAUUGUUACGUCAUCUGUU
Mizuhopecten yessoensis (Yesso scallop) is the source of this 1486-nucleotide messenger RNA. Its product is annotated as E3 ubiquitin-protein ligase CHFR-like. The record is from RefSeq and is a predicted model, not a curated record. NCBI's taxonomy places the organism in Eukaryota, Metazoa, Mollusca, Bivalvia, Pectinida, Pectinidae. Gene Ontology annotation, biological process: protein ubiquitination; ubiquitin-dependent protein catabolic process; mitotic cell cycle checkpoint signaling. The annotation marks the transcript as partial. The transcript is spliced from 6 exons. Gene Ontology annotation, cellular component: nucleus. Gene Ontology annotation, molecular function: ubiquitin-protein transferase activity.